AUUCGACACCAACUCGACAAUUCUCCCUCCCGACAAAAAAUAAAACAAAAAGAACACCACCAAUUCUCCCUCCACUUCUCCACAUGAACUAGGGUUUAUCAAAGCUCCUCACUGGGUUUACAAACCGAGCUAUACACACAAAAUUUGUAUCUAAAAUGAGUAACAGAUCUGUAUUAGCAGGCAUGGAGGUGCCAAUUAUCGGCAGUGAUUCAGUUAAAUGGAUUCAACUCACCGUCACUUCUACGACGCCGUCGCAGCCGCCGUUCGCCCCGCCGACUGAAGACGCCGCCUCUUGCUCCGUCAUUGGAACUCCUCCGACGUAUCUUAUAUGGAGGAUUCACAAAAGUCAGCCUCGUCAGCUAGAGAUAUUGGAGUUUUGUGAUACCAAAGAAUUUCCGAGAGUUGGAUUGCAAAUUCAGUUUCCUGAUGCACUUUCUCCCUUUGCUGUUAUAUGUGAAAAUGAGAUGCGUUAUGGAUCUGGAUAUCCGUACAUUCUUUACGCGCUCACUGUUUCAGGAGUUGCUUACCUCAUUAAACUGAAGCCUAGCCUUAGCUAUGCAUCUUCCACUGUACUACCACAAACUGAGAUCAUGGAGCUUAAUGUGAAACUGUAUGCUCAUUAUGAAGCUAUUACUGCUGCUGCAGCCACUGCUGGAUGUUUCAUGAUUGGGGGAAAUGAUGGAUCUGUUGGCUGUUUUCAGUUUGGCACACUUGACCCUGGUGCUCCAGGCUUUGUGCGUGAGUUGCGGAAUGAUGCUGGGUUUAGUCGUCUGUGGGGCUUAAUGUCAAGGGGAAGUACAAUAGCUGCUGUGCAGAGUUUAGUAAUUGCAAAGGUUCAUGGGAGAGAGCUUGUUUUUGUUCUUCAUUCUGAUGGUGCCUUAUCUGUGUGGGACCUUCUAAGCUGUGGCAAAAUAUUCAAUCAUACAUUCAGUGCUUCCACUUUGACAGGAGCUAUACAUGCAAGAUUAUGGGUGGGUGAAGCUAACAGUGAAUCAAGUACAAUUCCUUUGGCAGUUCUAUGUAAAAGUAAUUUGGAAAUAAGCAUGGAGAUGGUCAAUGUAUAUCGACUCCAUAUUAGCGCAGGGGACAAGAUAAAUGUAUCACUUGAGCCUUCAAUCAAUAUAUCUUUGGAUGAGGGUGGACUCAUUGAUGUCAGGCUUACAUCAAAUAAAUUGUGGAUUCUAAAAGAAGAUGGAUUGGAGAUGCAGGACUUGUCUGUUGCCAAUGUUGGCGGGGGAGAGUCAAACUGCUAUGCUUUGCAGGAGUCAUAUGUUGCAGAGCAGCUAUUUCAAAGUUCUGAGCAUUCUUCAGAUGAUCUUCUAUGGCUUUCCCAUUCAGUGCUUUCAUCUUUGAAGGAUCAAGUUUCCUCUUUUGUAUCAUCUAUUUUUAUACGUAGGCUACUUCUUUGUGGGGUAUAUCAAAAUGCUGUGCUUCGUGCAACAUUACAAGAUUAUAACAAACACUUCACUGAUACUGAGUUCUAUUCCCUAACUGUUGAUGGACUGAAGAAGGAGAUUCUCUCACUUAUUGAAAACGAGGGUUUUCCUGGAACUCCUGUUUCAGUUCUUCGUUGCUGGAAAACCUUUUGCAAACGCUAUUUUCACAAUUGGUGCAAAAAUGGUGCACCAUGUGGGUUACUUGUUGAUUCAUCAACUGGUGCUGUUGGUUUAAUUAGGAAGAAUUCGAUCUCCUUAUUCCGUUGUCUGGAGGACAUAGAGCUUCUUGUUUACAGCUCUUUUGAGGAAUAUGGUGAUCUUGUCAACUAUGGUUUUGAAUUUUCAAAAUCUGAACUUGAAGUUCUUGUGGGGAUGCUGAGAUGCAUUAGCAAUGUCAGCCUACAAUUGGGAAGAGCUUCUUCAGCUAUAUUUUACGAGUCCCCUUUCAGUAAACCAAAUAUUUCAUCACAAGAAGUCGUACUUCAGCUACUGAAGAUUCUUGACACUGGCUUUAAUUCAUCAAUAGCAGCUCUUCAAAGAUCAGAGCUAGGAACUGAUACUUCUUGGGAGAAAGAAGUUGCGGAUCAUAAACGUCUGAGGAAAUUCUCUGCAGAUAUGUUUUUGUCACUGCACUCUUUGUGCAGUAAAGCUACGACAUGGGGAAAAGUUUUGGAUGUGAUAGAGCGCUACCUAAAAUUUCUUGUACCUCGCAAAGUUGUACAGAAAUCGAAAAACGAGAUAAUAUUUGAUGUCAAGAGCGCAGUCACUGUUCAAUCUACUUCUCAGGUUGCAAAAGUGAUGUUUGAAUCUGCUUUGGAUGUACUUUUGUUGCUCAACUAUAUGGUGAACAUAAGUGGCCAGAUUCACAUGCUACACGAUGAUGUUUCCAAAAUACAACAGGAGUUGGUUCCUAUGAUUCAAGAGGUCGUCACUGAGUGGCAUAUUAUUUAUUUCCUUGUGACUACACCGUCUGAAGCACCAGCCUUUGAAGAUUUUAGCUCGCAACUUUCAUCGUUACAAAUUGAUAGCAAAGUCGAUAAGCGAUCGUGGAAUGAGAAACUUGGCAAAUGCGACUUCCCGUUGGCUUUUAUAUUGUUGCUGAAUUCUCAUGGUUCUGCAGAAGACAGGAGCCAUCUGUGUAGUACAAGCCUUCCAGAUCCCAGCCACAUUAUUAGUCUAGUCCGAGACUUUACCAGCUGGAUAAUCUGGGGCAGUACUGAGGAAGAGUCAUCUGCUUUCUUCAGCCACUCAACUGAGCUUGCUUUAGUCUUACUGAAGCAUGGCCAAUUUGAUGCUGUUCAGUAUCUGCUCUCUUUUGUGGACGAACAUUCACGUAAGGAAAAAACCUCUGCAAGUGUUCAGAGUGUGGAUGGUCAUUUAUCCAUUUGCCUUCAUCUGUUGGGUUGCUGCCUUCUUGCCCAAGCACAACAUAAGUUAUAUGGAUUGCCGAAAGAACAAAAAGUUUGUGAAGCUGUUCGUUGCUUCUUUAGAGCUGCAUCUACACAAGGAGCUCCCAAGGCUUUGCAGAGUUUGCCAGUUGGAGCUGGACUUCCUUAUCUUGAAUGUUCUAAUUGUCAAUCGGUUGCUGCGUGGAAGCUUCACUAUUAUCAAUGGGCAAUGCAGUUAUUUGAACAGUAUAAUUUGAGUGAAGCUGCUUCCCAAUUUGCUCUUGCUGCACUAGAACAAGUCGAUGAAGCUCUUAAUGCAGAAGACGGUUCUGGGGUAGAUCAACUUCAAGAAUCUUCAAAUGUUGUCAGGGGUCGACUUUGGGCGAAUGUCUUUAAGUUCACCUUAGAUCUUAAUAAUUAUUAUGAUGCCUAUUGUGCAAUGAUUUCAAAUCCAGAUGAAGAAAGCAAGUAUAUAUGUCUAAGGCGUUUCGUAAUUGUUCUAUACGAGCGUGGUGCGGUUCAGAUUCUUUGUAACGGCCAGUUACCUUUUAUUGGACUGACAGAGAAGGUAGAACAAGAGCUUGCUUGGAAGGCACUUCACUCAGAUACUUCUGCAAAGCCAAAUCCGUUUAAGCUUCUUUAUGCAUGUGAGAUGCACCGACAUAAUUGGCGAAGAGCUGCUAGUUACAUUUACAUGUAUUCGGCUCGACUGAGGACUGAAGCAGCAGUUAAAGAUUACCAGCACAGGUCCCUGAUGCUGCAAGAGAGGCUCAAUGGACUGUCUGCUGCUAUAAAUGCGCUGCAUCUUGUUAAUCCUGCUUAUGCAUGGAUAGACCCUAUACCUGAUCAGAGCUCUCUUCACAGAGAAAGUUAUCCAAGUAAAAAGGCCAGAAUAUCUGGAGAGGAAGAAACAGCUGGUGAUCAAAGGCUGCAGCCAUAUAUAGAUAUUGAAUUUUUGGAAAAUGAGUUUGUGUUGGCAUCGGCAGAGUAUUUGCUUUCAUUAGCAAACGUUAAAUGGACAAAUACGGGGAACAAAAAACCAUCGCCAGACUUGGUUAACCUUCUGGUCCAAUCUAAUUUAUAUGACACAGCAUUUACAGUUCUUCUUAAAUUUUGGAGAGGGUCAGAAUUAAAGAGGCAACUGGAGAAAGUUUUUGCUCAGAUGUCAAUGAAAUGCUGUUCAAACACUGAUGGUACACUGUUGGCUGGGAACAAUAAUCAUAUGCGUGGUCUUCUACUGAAAUCAUCAAAGGACGAGGCAGUUUAUGGUUCAGUUGACAUCGUUCCUCCGCCUUACCAAUCCAUGGGGAACAGCCACUGGGAGACACUUGAAUUUUAUCUUGAAAAAUACAAAGGAUUCCAUCCGAGAUUACCAGUGGCAGUUGCUGAGACUCUUCUUUCUAGUGAUUCAGAAGUUGAAUUGCCUCUUUGGCUAGUUCGUCUAUUUAAGGGUGGUAGAAGAGAAUGUACUCUGGGGAUGGCUGGAAGUGAAUCAUCUCCUGCAUCAUUGCUUCAACUAUAUGUUGAUUAUGGCCGAUAUGCUGAAGCUACAAAUCUGCUGCUUGAGUACUUCGACUCUGUAGCUUCUGUGAGACCUGUUGACCUCAUUCAUCGAAAGAAAGCAGCUGGAGUUUGGUUUCCAUACACAAUUAUUGAGCGCUUAUGGUAUCGUCUUGGGGAGAUGAAUAGCUCAGGGCAUAUGAUUGAUCAUUGUGAGAAGCUCAAAAAGUUGAUAGAAGAAUCUUUGCGGAAUCAUCUCAAUCUGCUAAAGGUGGACUCAGAAGAUGUGCUCUCUCUUCAGCAAUCUUGAAAUAAUCUUCAUGAAGCAUGAGUAGUAUUGCAUGAUUUACCCAAGAUGUGAAGUUUAACGUUCGAUGGUCCAUUGGACAGACAUCCACACAACACAGUGUCCACACCUGGUUUAACAAGGCCGUGCUGCUUCUGCAUACUUUAUAACACAAGGUUAUUAGCCAGUGAUAUUGUUGAUACAUAGGAUGAAAUAUGAGGUUCUCUCACUAUAAGCAAUUAUUGCCUUGAUGCAAAAUUAGAUGCAGCGGGAAUCGGUAUAUAAUUGUGAUGGCUCAUGAGUUUCUGUUAAGGAUGCAUUUGCUCUUAGCUUUGCUUUUUGUUUGCAAGGCUAGUGAUAUAAUUUUCAAGUUCUUGUCCUGAAAAGUCUGGAGCAUAGGUUUUUUCGACUGUACAAAAUCUUAAGCUUUGUAAAAUAGGAAAUAGUAGGAAAAGGCAUAUUGAUUUAGUUGUAUAGAUUUUAUUAACUGAAACGAGUUUUCAAUCUCAA
Molecule: messenger RNA, 5120 nt
Organism: Daucus carota subsp. sativus
Lineage: Eukaryota; Viridiplantae; Streptophyta; Magnoliopsida; Apiales; Apiaceae
Product: nuclear pore complex protein NUP160
Exons: 27
Coding region: 156-4634 (1492 amino acids)
Cellular component (GO): nuclear pore
Molecular function (GO): structural constituent of nuclear pore
Source: RefSeq, a predicted model, not a curated record